AUGGCUUUACGACACUCGCAGCACCCUAACCCUGUUCCCAAUGAAGACGAUUCAGUUGGCCAGCCUUCCUCAUCUGCAAGGCCCUCACAACUCGACACUAUCAAGAAGAACUUCCACGGACUAUUUAACGGUAUUCACCAGGGCCGCGAAUAUGACAAGAGAGCAGGUCCCCGUGACAGCGUUGGAGGGUCAGCAAACAGCUUUAACAAACCCACCAAUGACGAUGCCAACCCCCCUGAGAAUAUUAUCCAACUCCUGAACAACAAUGAAGGCAACGUCAAAGAUGACAUCUACAAGUCCCCUGAAUUUCAAGCCAUGGAAGCCUAUUACAAGGAACUGGACCAGUCCUGGGAAUCGGGCCAGCACGAAGCGGAGCGGCAUCGUCAGUUAAUGGACAUGCGGCUUCCUAUCCCCGAGACCAUCAAGUCUGGGGACUUUCCGGAUUUCCCUGCGACGCCUUGUCAUAUUUUAAUUAUGCCAUUAGAGAAAGUUAACAAGUUGCUGAAACUCCUGGAACAGCCGACGCGUGAAGAUGUUGAAAUGGCUCGUAAGCAGCUCGCUUUUACUCUCGGUAGUCACGACGCUCUCGAAGCUCUUAAUAGUUACGAUCAGUUCGACGUUCUCAAGGCCCGGCUCCGAAGCAUCGAAGACGCCGGUAAGAAUCCUGUGUAA
Molecule: messenger RNA, 672 nt
Organism: Xylaria bambusicola
Lineage: Eukaryota; Fungi; Ascomycota; Sordariomycetes; Xylariales; Xylariaceae
Exons: 2
Coding region: 1-672 (223 amino acids)
Source: RefSeq, a predicted model, not a curated record